AUGAGGUUGGGAAAAUUAGUGCUUAUUCUUUUCCUUUUAUCAUUGCUGUUUCUUACAGGAGUCGCCUUUGGUGCUUUUAAGAAUACCGUUAAACCAGAUAAAACAAAUGAAAAGAAGGGGCUUGGUUUAAUAACCAAAACCAAAAAAACUGUUGCUCAACAAUUAGUCGAUUUUAUUUCAAAACCGUUUACUAAAGAACCAAAAUCAAAGGAAACAAAAGGCAUUUCGCCUAAAAACAAAAGAACAAAGAAAGCAAAGAAAGAAGAGGAAGAUGAUGGAGAAGAAGAUGAAGAAAUGAGUAUAAGUAAUAAUGAGUCUGAAACAACAUUAGUGAAUGAGAAAGAAAAUAAUGAUGAACUAAAUCCAAUGCAAAAAUCAUAUAGCAUCGAUUCAGUUCAGAACCUACAACCAAGUGAAAUUGAAUCAGCAAUCCCUAAAAAAUGGCAAUGUUUUAAUAUUCCUUCCAACGAUCCAAAAGUUUGUAAUGGUAGGGGAGUAUGUGGAUCAACUGAUAAUUGUGUUUGUUCAACAGGAUUUACUGGUGAGAAAUGUCAAACACCUGUAUGUUUUGGAGUUGAAGGUACAAGUGAUAAGGUUUGUUCAUCAUCUGGUUCUUGUAUUGGAAAAGAUAUAUGUCAAUGCAAGAAAGGGUUCACUGGUUCAAAUUGUGAUCAGUUGGAAAAACCAAAAUGUAAUAGCAUUGAGGCUGAUUCGCCUAAGGUCUGUAAUUCAAGAGGUAGCUGUACCUCCAUUGAUAGUUGCACUUGUAACGAACCAAAUAAUUGGGGAGGCAACUUCUGUCAAUAUCCAAAAUGUAAUACCAUUCUUUCGAAUGCUAAUACAGUUUGUAAUGGAAGAGGUACAUGCGAUUCUCCUAACAAAUGUCAAUGUAGUGAAACUAGCUCAUGGGGAGGCAUAGACUGCGAGAAGCCUAAGUGUUAUGGUAUUCUUCAAGGGGACAAAAAUGUUUGCACAGGACAAGGAACUUGUUCUGGUGUUAAUAAGUGUGUCUGUAAUACCGGGUAUGGUGGUGAGAGAUGCCAAUACCCUAAAUGUAAUGGAGUCUUAUCAAAUUCAUCGUCCGUUUGUAAUGGACAUGGAAAAUGUACUGCAACUGAAAAUUGUGAAUGUGUUGAAGAAUACACAGGAAGAUUUUGCGAAACAAAGAAAUUAAUGAAAUGUUAUGGAAAACCAGAAGAUUCCCCACUUGCUUGUUCUGGAAAUGGAAUGUGUGUAUCAACUGAUAAAUGUGUUUGUUCAAAAGGAUUUACUGGUAAGAUAUGUCAAACACCUGUAUGUUUUGGAGUUGAAGGCACAAGUGAUAAGGUUUGUUCUGGAAAUGGUAAAUGUGCUGGAAAAGAUGAUUGUCAAUGCAAGAAAGGGUUCACUGGUUCAAAUUGUGAUCAAUUGGAAAAACCAAAAUGUGAUAAUAUUGAAGCUGAUUCGUCACUUGUUUGUAAUGGACAUGGUAAUUGUACAUCCACAAAUAAUUGUGAAUGUGUUGAAGAAUACACAGGAAGAUUUUGCGAAACAAAGAAAUUAAUGAAAUGUUUUGGAAAACCAGAAGAUUCCGCACUUGUUUGUUCUGGACAAGGUUUGUGUGUUGGAGAUAAUAUGUGUAAAUGUGAUGAAGGAUUUACUGACGAGAAAUGUCAAACACCUGUAUGUUUUGGAGUUGAAGGUACAAGUGAUAAGGUUUGUUCAUCAUCUGGUUCUUGUAUUGGAAAAGAUAUAUGCCAAUGCAAGAAAGGGUUCACUGGUUCAAAUUGUGAUCAAUUGGAAAAACCAAAAUGUAAUAGCAUUGAAGCUGAUUCGCCUAUGGUUUGUAAUGGACAUGGUAAUUGUACAUCCACAAAUAAUUGUGAAUGUGUUGAAGGUUACACUGGAAAAUUCUGUGGAACAAAGAAAUUAGUGAAAUGUUUUGGAUUGGAAGAAGAUUCACCACUUGUUUGUUCUGGAAAUGGGUUGUGUGUUGGGCCUAAUAAUUGCUCUUGUGAUCCUGGAUUUACUGGUUCUCAAUGUAACAAAGAAGUUGAAGCCAAAUGUAAUGGAAUCAAGGCUUCUUCGAUACAUGUUUGCUCUGGGCAUGGUGUGUGUGUUGAGGAUAAUAUAUGCAAAUGUGAUGAAGGAUUUAUUGGACCAUUUUGUGGUAUUGAUAUAUCAGAAAUCAAAUGUUUUGGAAUUAAGGCUUCUUCACCAGAUGUUUGUUCUGGACAUGGUAAUUGCACUGCUAAAAAUAAUUGUGAAUGUGAAGAAGGUUAUAUAGGUGACCAGUGUGGAAGAUUAAAUGUCAUCAAAUGUUUUGGAAUCAAUGCUGAUGCUCCAGAAGUUUGUUCAGGUCGUGGAAACUGUACCGGCAAAAAUACUUGUGAAUGUGAGGAGGGCUAUUAUGGAAACCAAUGUGGAAAAUCAUUAGCAAUCAGAUGUUUCAAAAUUGACGCCACAGAUCCAAAUGUUUGUUCAGGUAAUGGUGAUUGUGUGAAAAACAAUUUUUGCAAAUGCCAUCUUGGAUUCAGAGGGCCAACUUGCGACAAGUCAACUGCAUUGGAUGUUAUGGGUAAUAAGACUUUUGUUUCAUCCAUCAUGACAGCAAUUCCAAAGGGGUUCACUGCCGUUGAUAAAGAAGAAUUCAAGCAAAAUUAUGCUGAGAUGGCCAAGACUGGACAACGUUCAAACAUUCCUGUUUGUUUUGGUAUGCAAGCAAUUAAUGAAAAAGUUUGCUCUGGAAAAGGAUCAUGUACAGAUACUGAUACAUGCGUCUGUUUGAAUGCAUACACUGGACCUAUUUGUGAGAAGGAAAAAACUCAAGUUGAACUUGCUACCUCCAUGAAGCAACAACAAAAAGAACAGGCCGCUGAAAUGAAGCAAGUUUUCCAAAAGACAGAAACAUCUGAAGACUUGGGUAAACAAUCAGCCAAAUUGAUUAACAAUAAGGUUAAAGAACUUAAACCAAAGCCUGCUGACAUGAAUGAUGAGCUUAAACAAAAAGUUGUUAAAAGAAUUACUGAAGAAUUUGGAAUUCAACUUGACGAUGAAAGACAGAGUAAAAUUGAAACAAUAGUUUCAGGAAUGGGAUCUUAUCCAAGUUUGGAACAACUUUCAAGAGUUCAAGAAACUAUUGUAAACAUUAUGGUUAAAUCCUCCCAAACUUUGAGAAAAAAGAAAGACACAGAGUAUAAGAAAAAAUUGAACGUUGUAAGAACCAAAAUCAACCGUUCACCUGCAUCUGUAGCUACUUUAUCACCAAUGGAAUUAGUUUCGGCAGGAACAAGACCUAUGGGUAGAGAAUACUUGAAUGCUGGUAUUGGAUGUCAUAACAUUGCAAAAAGAGGAGAUGUUUUUUCAGAUCUUAAAUGGAUCCACCCUUCAAAUUUCUCAGCCACUUACGACACCUUGAGAGUAUAUUGUGAAGGGGAGUGGACUUUGGUUGGUUUAUCAAGUUUAACAAACAUCAGACCUCUAGAUUUUGAAAGUGAAGAAAACGAAGAAAAACUUAUGAGAUUUGUGUAUACAGCUCAAUUUGCUCAGUUGGAUCUUCGCAAAUUCACCAUUUCACCAUAUGGAGAGGUUAAGGUUAUUCUUGUAAAUGAUCAAAAGACCACUUAUUACAAAUCAGCCUGCCCUUUCUCCAAGCUUAAAUAUUUCUGUACGAGUAUGUGUCCAUGUGCCACAAGAGUUUCUGAAUCAGGAGAAUGGAACCACCUUCAAUCUCAGAACUCAAUCAUUCCACUUGGAAAAAAUACACUUGUAUUUAUUAAGGAAGAUUACCUUCCUGAUGAAUCUAUCGUUGUUCUCGAAGCCUCAUGGAAAGAUGAUAAGGAUUUAUCAACCAAUUUCCUUAGUACAGAUGACUUGUUGGAGGAAUUGUACUAA
Molecule: messenger RNA, 3873 nt
Organism: Naegleria gruberi
Lineage: Eukaryota; Heterolobosea; Eutetramitea; Acrasida; Naegleriidae
Exons: 1
Coding region: 1-3873 (1290 amino acids)
Source: RefSeq, a predicted model, not a curated record